AUGGACGAAGCAAUAUUAAUUACCGGCAAAAGUGGAGCAGGCAAAUCGACAUUCUAUGAUAUUUUAAAUGGUUCGGUACCUCACAGGAACUAUUCAGCUAAGAUAAACAUUGACGAUAGCUCAGACGGUACCACUCUUCAUUCAGUUGAAAAAUGUCGAACAAUGGUUUUACAAGAUAGCGAUAUGGAUUAUCGAUCAACUAUCUACAGAAUGAUUACAGAUAUGGAUGCAGAUGAAGUGAAACAAAAGAGAACAUCACAAUUCGAUUCGCUCGUACAUGAAUUUCUUCGACUUGUGCAAAUCGAUGAUUUCGUUCGAAAUGAGCUCCACGGGGAUCUUCAUGAAGCAAUGGCAGAUAAACUAAGCGAUGGGCAAAAUACUCGUUUAUUAUUAGCGCGAGUCUUUUUUCGUGCUCAUCAUCGAAACGCUUCUUUACUUAUUAUCGAUAAACCUGAUCAAGGUCUACCUGCUGAAACAACAGUCAGUAUUAUUGAUAAUAUUAUGAAAUGGUAUCGAUCAAAAGGGAUUCUCAUUGUCACGUUACAUACCGAACGUGCACACGCACUAAAAUUUGAUCAAGUUCUACAUGUGGAAGAAGGAACUAUCGCAAAGAUUAAAUAA
Molecule: messenger RNA, 621 nt
Organism: Rotaria socialis
Lineage: Eukaryota; Metazoa; Rotifera; Eurotatoria; Philodinida; Philodinidae
Source: the annotation of a GenBank genome assembly